AUGAAACAUUACAAGAACAUGGGCAGCCCUCAUCUAGUCAUUGUUCCCAAGUCAACCCUGAAGAACUGGAUGAACGAGUUUGAAAAGUGGUGCCCAAGCAUGGUCACCUGUUGCAUCAUUGGUGAUGAGCACGAAAGGAAUCAAGUAAUCCGCGACGUCAUUCUGCCACAAAAGUUCGAUGUUUGCUGUACUACUUACGAAAUGGUGUUGAAAGUCAAGACGCAGCUCAAAAAACUUGUAUGGAAAUACAUCAUCAUUGAUGAAGCUCAUAGGAUUAAGAAUGAGAAGUCAAAGCUAUCCGAGGUAGUCCGUGAGAUCAAAUCGAAGAAUCGUCUUCUCAUUACUGGUACACCGCUUCAAAACAAUCUUCACGAGCUUUGGGCUUUGCUGAACUUCCUGCUCCCCGACAUGUUCUCCUCUUCUGUGGACUUUGAUUCGUGGUUCACUGAUGGUAGUAUGUUGGGAAAUAUUGACAUUAUAUCCAGGCUUCACAAGGUGCUCCAACCAUUCCUUCUUCGUCGUAUCAAGUCUGAUGUGGAGAAGUCCUUGUUGCCAAAGAAAGAAGUCAAGGUAAGAAUUAAUGGUCAUUUCAUUUCCCCAUACGCUUUCCCGAAUUAUAGUUUUUUUCCUAUGAAUUUAUUGUUUUUUGCUCAUAACUUUUUUUUCUAAAA
Cylicostephanus goldi is the source of this 671-nucleotide messenger RNA. Lineage: Eukaryota; Metazoa; Nematoda; Chromadorea; Rhabditida; Strongylidae. The record is from the annotation of a GenBank genome assembly.